AUGAAGGGGCAAGAACGAAUUCUGAACCUCCGGGUGCUGCUUUCACCUGUCGGCGUACUCCCCUCUCGCUAUAUUAAUCCAACAACAUCGAGGGCAGAUAUGGACAAUAAUGGCUCGUCCUCUUUCGGUGAUCAAUCCUCCCCUGGCAAGGAUCAGUCUUCGGGUGACGGUAAUCAGCGAGGUCGUGGGGCGACUAGUCAGGAUUCAGGCUCUAGCAAGGACACUUCUCCACACGCAGGUGUCGAUUUGGUGGUAUACACUUCCUCGGACGCUCAGAUUUUUACCCCUUCGGCGCGGUUCUUCUGCGAGUUCUUCAUGACGAUCAACAAGGUCGAAUCGACGCCACCGUUAGCCGGAAUGUGCUCCAUGCAGAUGUUGGCCCUUCAACUUUUGAUACUUAAAGCGAAGACAAUCAGCGAGGACUCAAUACGACGGACGCUCUAG
Molecule: messenger RNA, 444 nt
Organism: Guyanagaster necrorhizus
Lineage: Eukaryota; Fungi; Basidiomycota; Agaricomycetes; Agaricales; Physalacriaceae
Exons: 2
Coding region: 1-444 (147 amino acids)
Source: RefSeq, a predicted model, not a curated record